Messenger RNA from Etheostoma cragini (Arkansas darter), 1787 nucleotides. It is a transcript of the gene tsnaxip1, whose product is annotated as translin-associated factor X interacting protein 1. Gene Ontology annotation, cellular component: cytoplasm. The record is from RefSeq and is a predicted model, not a curated record. Bases 164 to 1456 code for a protein of 430 amino acids. NCBI's taxonomy places the organism in Eukaryota, Metazoa, Chordata, Actinopteri, Perciformes, Percidae. The transcript has 11 exons.
CACGGCCUCCUAUGUGGGUCUUGCAGCGUGUUCCGCCUUGUUACCAUGGGAACCAUGUUACAAUGCUGUGAUAUGUGUGCUUAAGCCAAACGGGCCACAUUCAGCAGUUAAAGGACAACAGGUUGUUAUGUCAUGUUGGCCUUCAUAUAGCCGCUAGCUAGAGAUGUCACCACAUAAAGAUAUUAAGUUCCCACCUUUAACUCCGUCACCAAAACAAAGACUUACAUAUGAGCAUAGACUACAAAAUGAAACUGUCCAGACACCAGAAGAAGGGCAAGAAGGAGAAAGUGCUAGUGCUGUUUCUGUCCAACCUGCAGCAAGAAAGUUGUGCUGUACAGGUAGCAGUUACAUAUAUGCAGGCCCGAGGAGAAAGCCUCAACUUCUAAUGCACUUAGAGAGCUAUGUGAACAAGGAGCUGCAUACAAUCAGCUCCCAUGAGCCAACAUUUCAGGAACUGAAACUACAGGUCUACCGUGAUGUCUUUGGUUGUUUCAUCAAAGAGUUUAAAACCUACCAACCCCUUCUUUCUGACAUAAAAAAGGAAUAUGAAAACACUUUAGCAUAUCUGCGGGGUCAAAUCCGAGAACGGGAACCACUGCGAUCCCAUCUGAGGCUAGUGACAGAGGAAUGGGACAGGAAGAUUCAAGCUCGCUGGGCAGAGGAGCAGGCUGAGAUUGGAGCCUUGAAAAGGGAGAAGCAGCAAUUGCAGAGGCACAUUGAGGCCAUGAGGGUGAAAGAAGAGGCCAUGGAGGCAGUGGUGGACCGUCUGCAGUCUCAACUCUCCCAGCAGUAUCUGCAGUACAGGGAGGAGCGGGAUGCCCGCAAGCUGCUGAUCUGGCAGCUCAAUGACCUAACACAAGGCUCUGCUAAGGAGGAGCAUCCUGCAGAUGACAACAUUGAGGCUCAAGACCCUGUGGAGCUGCAGCUCGCUCUGAAGGUGUGUCGGGAAGACCUGACCAAAGCCCAGGUGGAGCUCACCAGGAUGAAGGCAGAGUACUGGGAUGUCGUGCCAAGACGCGACUGGGACACCCUGGAACAAACACACAGACACGACCUACAGCAGUUGAAGACGGUGCAGGGUGACUUUGAUCAGUUGAAGAGAGAGUAUGACACCCUGCUGGAGCUCCACAAAGAUGGCAGCAUGCAGAACAAGACACAGGACCCCAUCACUGUGCAGAUGGAUGAAAGUGUGUCCCGAGGGCAAAGCCAGAUUCAGUCCCGUGACCUAAAAGACCCGAUCGACUCGGAUGCCCCUGAAACCAGCACACUCACUGUCCUGGAGUUUAGGGCGGCCCUGAGAACAGCGUUCCCUCUGAAGUCAGAUCAGGAAAUAGAUCAACUUGUGGCCUCGGCUCAAAGUGAACCAGACAACAGUAACGACACUAUUUCCUCUCAGAGACUCCACAGCCUGCUAGCAGAAUCUGGUGUGGCAACCUUACCUCCAGCUCUUGAAUAAUCAGAAGAAAAGGCUGCAUCAAAUCCAUUUCAUGCCAGCAACUGUUUAAUGUUGUUAAUUGUAUUGAUUGUUAAUUAAGAAUGGCAUGUAAGAAAAAAAGUAAAUAAUGGAACAUUUAUUCUUGAAUUACAGUUUAUCAAUUGCCCCACAAUACUUUUUUAACAGUUCCUGAUGUUUAAAUAACUGCAAAUGUACAUGUACAUUAAUAUUCUCAAAACCUGGAUAUGGAGUGUAGUCAGUUGAGACACUCUUUUGAGAUUUACCUGACCCUGUGAUGUUAUUUUAACCCUCUGUGCCUUGUAGAAUGGCUCAAUAUCCUGCCAAAUAAAAA